UGUUGGGAGUAGCAGAGGACCUGGCCUGUUCAUGGCUUGGUUCCAAAGGGCCAAAGUUCAAGAAAUCAGGGGAGAGCAGAAGAGGAAUCGCAACAGCUGGCUAGACAUAUUUAAACAUCGGCUGGGAACACUGCCUCAGUGGGAGUCAUCGUUUGGAGUAGCUUGAGCCGUUUGCCAGAGGAUUGUGAAGAUCGAUCUUUGCUGUCGGCCCUAAUAUUGUCUUCAUUAUGACCUCUGCUGAGCCCCCUAACGGAAUGUGGCAUCGGAAAACCAACACUCAGCGGCAAGGUGCCAAAUCCAAUCAAGCUGAGAGUCAUGAAAAUGUGAAGGACGACCUUAUCGAGUGGGAAAAAUACACAAAGAAACUAAAGAUGAAAGUUUUAGAGCAGGUCCAGGAUCAGCUCAGAGACAUUCUUGACAAAGCUCUGACUGAGUCCAUCGAGCCUCCCGCCCACAUUCAAGCUGCACUGACUGGGAAAACAACAAAGAAAGAUUCGCACAGAUCUCAAAGGAUGGAUGAUGGCAAAGUGUUCAUGGAGAGAGCGUCACUGUUGGAUGAACUGUUUGAAAUCAGCCACAUUAGGACCAUCUACCACAUGUUUAUUGCUGUGCUCCUCAUCUUCUGUAUGAGCACCUUGGCUGUUGACUACAUUGACCAGGGCAGGUUGGUUCUGGAGUUUGACAUGUUGUUCUACGCCUUUGGGAAACUGGGGACGGUCACCUGGGCCUGGCUCGCUAUGUUUGUUUACACCCUCUUUGUCCCGUACUACAUCCUGGAGUUUUGGGGUUCUCUGUACCACAAAUUCCCCUCCAAGUUGGGGCUCACUCUUGGUGCAGGGCUGAUUCUUACUGCCAUACAGACCUGUGUUCUUGGACUAUUCCCAAUCUACACGGUUGUGCAUCACCAGCUGCCUCCAGCAUCUCGCUUCAUCGUGAUACUAGAGCAGAUUCGAUUCCUGAUGAAAGCCUAUUCGUUCAUUAGAGAAACGGCCCCCGUUAUCCUGAAGAACACACCAAAGGAAGGAGAAAAACCCAGGUUUCCAACAUUUUCCAGCUACCUGUAUUUUCUUUUCUGCCCAACACUGAUCUAUAGGGAAUUCUACCCUCGAAAUAAACGAAUACGUUGGGAAUAUGUUGCUGUCACUAUUGGCAAGAUUUUUGCAUGCCUGUUUUAUGGAUACUUCGUUCUGGUCCGUCUUUGUAUACCCGUCUUCAGACCAGAGACCAACCAACCUUUUAGCAAAAGAACAAUGGUUCUGGCUGUAUUUCACUCCAUAUUACCAGGAAUAAUGCUUCUCCUGCUGUGUUUCUUUGCCUUCUUGCACUGCUGGCUCAACCUCUUUGGGGAGCUGUUGCGUUUUGCUGACAGGAUGUUCUACAAGGACUGGUGGAACUCGACAUCCUUUGCAAACUAUUAUCGCACCUGGAAUGUUGUGGUUCAUGACUGGUUGUACUACUACGGGUACAGAGACUUCCUCUGGCUCUCCAACAGAAGAUUCAGAGCAGCAGCCAUGCUGUCCGUGUUCAUCGUUUCUGCAGUUGUCCAUGAAUAUGCUUUGGCCCUUUGCUUCGGUUUCUUCUAUCCUGUCAUGUUCUGCCUCUUUGCAGUUUUUGGAGUGGCUUUCAACUUUACGAUGACUGAUAAGAGACAGAGCCCGGUGUUCAACAUCAUCAUGUGGGCGUGUCUUUUCCUCGGUCAGGGGGUUCAGGUGUGUCUGUACUGCCAGGAGUGGUACGCCCAGAUCCACUGCCCACCCAGAGGGGAUAGUUUCUGGGAACUGGCGAUGCCUCGAUCAUGGUCCUGUAGCUAUCAGACAUGAAGCCAUUUUUCGCUGUCAUCCGGAGCAACUGAAGAACGGACCCGGAAACAUUAGCAAUACACUGAAAAGAAGAGAGAGCAAGAAAGAAGACAACUUAAACGACAUUGAAAUAGACAUCAGCAGACACAUUAAGAGCAUCACCAUAUACUUUCUUUUUGCACUGAUAGCUUGAAAAUAUUUUGUUACUUGUGAAUUUCUGUUGUGAGAAGUUUUCUCUGACCACAGAGAGACAGAACACAACACUAUUUCAGAGAGUUAGUGACUACUGAUAAUUAAAAUUAGAUGUUUCUGUUUUGGACCAGACUAUAUAAUUAUAUUACUUCAUCUAAUGCUAGACUG
Molecule: messenger RNA, 2159 nt
Organism: Cyprinodon tularosa
Lineage: Eukaryota; Metazoa; Chordata; Actinopteri; Cyprinodontiformes; Cyprinodontidae
Gene: soat2
Product: sterol O-acyltransferase 2
Exons: 16
Coding region: 228-1820 (530 amino acids)
Biological process (GO): cholesterol efflux; cholesterol metabolic process
Cellular component (GO): endoplasmic reticulum membrane
Molecular function (GO): cholesterol O-acyltransferase activity; cholesterol binding; fatty-acyl-CoA binding
Source: RefSeq, a predicted model, not a curated record